This is a messenger RNA of Terrapene triunguis (Three-toed box turtle), 1122 nucleotides long. RefSeq lists its product as uncharacterized. The transcript is spliced from 4 exons. Lineage: Eukaryota; Metazoa; Chordata; Testudines; Emydidae. The record is from RefSeq and is a predicted model, not a curated record. The coding region runs from base 1 to 1122 and encodes 373 amino acids.
AUGGGUCAGAUGAUCGAAGUAGACGGCAUUGGCCUGAAUGCUGUCUUCAUCCUCAUCAUGUCGCGCAUGUCGCAGGCCUCGGGCUCCAUCCUGCCGCCGCUGAGCUCGCUGGUGGGGCCCAAGAAGGUGUCUCCCACCGAUGGGCAGAGGGAGCGAGAGGAGUCAGCGGACUCAGGCUGCAGCUCCCUGAGCGGCUUUGCCAAGUCCCUGCAGAAGGCAGAGGCCCUGCUGUGGAACUGCGUGAACCCCAGUGUGCGGCGCCUCCUGCAGCAGCAUGCCAGCGCCAGUGCCUACGACAGCAAUGAGGAGGACUCGCCCGGCGCCCUCGCCCGCCUGGCCCAGGUGGAGCACAGCUUCCUGGGGCUCAGCCGCUGCCUCUGCGUGCAGGAGAACCCCCGCACGGAGACCUUCCGGGGCCACGUCAAGCCGGCGGCCAGUGACACGGCCCAGGGCGCCUUCUCCUACCACCCCGUCUACCCCCGCGUGGCCAAGCACUGUGCCACCUUGCACGCCCUGCUGCAGCACCGCCACCGCCUCCGCCUCUCCCACGAGUACAGCCGCCGCCUCAAAGGGGCCUCGGACUUCGUCCGCCACCUCCUGACUCUCUUGGCGCUGAAGGACCCGGGCGGGGACCCUGGGGGGAGCAGGCAGCUCAGGGGACUCUGUGAGGAGCUGCGGACUCACACCAGCCACUGGAGCGGGCUGCAGCGCAAGAUGCGCAGCGACCCCUGGCUGCGGGUGCUGCUGCUGCAGCAUCACGAGUCGGUGACGCACAUGAAGCGGGCGCUGGGCCUGCUGGCCCUGCAUGCCAUCCGCCUGGUGGAGCGCUACGUGGAGGUGCUGCUGCACUGCCUGGCAUGGGCCAGCCCCGCCGCCGUCUCCCCUGCCCAGCUCUCCGACCUGUUCCAGGGCCUGGAGAUCUACAACCACGUGCUGAGCGACCAGGCCCUGGAGCGGGCCUCCAGCGAGCCGGGGGCUGAUCCCGCCACCCCACUCCGGCGCAAAGGGGAGCCGAGAGAGGCAGGCUGGCCGCCCACAGACUCCAGCAGCUCCUCCUGCAGCAGGCACAGCGGACACAGCGGGACUGCCUGGAUCAGGUGUACUGGGAGAAUGCUGUGGUGA